Molecule: messenger RNA, 1431 nt
Organism: Glycine soja
Lineage: Eukaryota; Viridiplantae; Streptophyta; Magnoliopsida; Fabales; Fabaceae
Product: heterodimeric geranylgeranyl pyrophosphate synthase small subunit, chloroplastic
Exons: 3
Coding region: 246-1274 (342 amino acids)
Biological process (GO): isoprenoid biosynthetic process
Molecular function (GO): prenyltransferase activity
Source: RefSeq, a predicted model, not a curated record
CCUCCAAAGUCCAAACCAAUCCAAGUUCAUCGAGAUGGAAGAAGCAUUGAAGAACCAAUAGUAAACCCUCCUUAUCAGCUAUCACUUUGAAAACCCGCAUUCGGCCAACACUAUACAAUACCAUAACCUUAUCUAUCGCAACCACCGCCCAAAUCACUCUCAUCCAACUUCAUCUCUCUCUUCCCCCAGUUGCCGGAUCUGAAUCACACCUUCACUCUUGCGAUUUAAUUACUGAGUAGUUGAGGAUGGCUCCUUUUGCUUUUGCAACAUUGCCCUCUUCUCACAUCUGCCGCCUCCCAAAGCCCACAAACUUGAAGUUUCGAGUUCGCUGCUCUACUGCCGCGUCUUCUCCUUCUUCGGUUUCCACUAGAUCAAAAGCUGCUGGCUUUGAUUUGAAGACAUACUGGGCCAACCUAAUGGUGCAGAUCAAUCAGAAGCUGGACGAAGCUAUCCCGGUUCAGUUUCCUCCGCAGAUAUAUGAAGCUAUGAGGUAUUCAGUCCUUGCCAAAGGUGCCAAGCGAGCCCCACCUGUUAUGUGCAUCUCUGCCUGUGAACUCUUUGGUGGCAGCCGCCUUGCCGCCUUUCCCACUGCCUGUGCCCUUGAAAUGGUUCAUGCAGCUUCAUUGAUACACGAUGAUCUUCCCUGCAUGGAUGACUCCCCCUCACGCCGUGGUCAGCCUUCAAACCAUACCAUCUAUGGUGUUGACAUGGCAAUUCUUGCGGGCGAUGCACUCUUUCCCCUUGGAUUUCGACACAUUGUUUCACAAACUCCAUCAGACCUUGUGCCUGAGUCGCACCUCCUUCGUGUGAUUGCCGAGAUAGCCCGCUCUGUAGGAUCCACUGGAAUGGCUGCAGGGCAGUUCCUGGACCUUGAAGGAGGACCCAAUGCAGUUGGAUUUAUACAAGAAAAAAAGUUUGGUGAAAUGGGGGAGUCUUCUGCAGUGUGUGGAGGAUUCUUGGCUGGAGCUGAAGAUGAUGAGAUAGAGAGACUGAGGAGGUAUGGGAGAGCUGUUGGGGUAUUGUAUGCAGUUGUGGAUGAUAUUAUAGAAGAGAGAUUGAAAGUUGAGGGAGAUGGUGACAGGAAAAACAAGGGUAAGAGUUAUGCAGAGGUUUAUGGAGUUGAAAAGGCAAUAGAAAAAGCUGAAGAGCUCAGAGCAAAGGCUAAAGAAGAAUUGGAUGGAUUUGAGAAGCAUGGGGAACGGGUCUUUCCUCUCUACAGUUUUGUGGAUUAUGCUUUUGAUAGAAGUUUCAGUGUUGAUGAUGCCAGUGGAUAACGGGUGGUUCUUGAUAUUUAUAUAUUUAUAGUUCUUUGAUUGAUCGACUGACUACUUGAUAAUCGAUCAUUGCAUUGCAUAGAGAACUUACACAGUUUAGAAAACGGUACUGCAAUUCUAUACAAUCAAAUGAAUCAUCCUCAGCAUUUAGACUUUA